AUGUCUGCUCCCAACGCCAACAAGCCUAACGAGGGUAUCGUCGGUCAGAUCGGCAACUCUCUCAACAACGCCGCCCAGUACGUCUCCGAGACUGUCCAGGGUACCUCCGCCACUGCCUCCAAGGAGGCCAACAAGGAGCAAGCCAAGGGCAACACCGCCGACGACUCCAUCUCCGGCCGUGUCUCUGGUGCCAUGGGCGCCGCUUCUGACAAGAUGGACGAGAAGAAGCACGAGACCUCUGCUGAGGCCAACAAGCGCUCCAUCUAA
Messenger RNA from Aureobasidium melanogenum CBS 110374, 267 nucleotides. RefSeq lists its product as uncharacterized. The coding region runs from base 1 to 267 and encodes 88 amino acids. The record is from RefSeq and is a predicted model, not a curated record. NCBI's taxonomy places the organism in Eukaryota, Fungi, Ascomycota, Dothideomycetes, Dothideales, Saccotheciaceae. The transcript has a single exon.